This is a messenger RNA of Pieris brassicae (large cabbage white), 2993 nucleotides long. RefSeq lists its product as uncharacterized. The record is from RefSeq and is a predicted model, not a curated record. The transcript is spliced from 4 exons. Gene Ontology annotation, molecular function: group II metabotropic glutamate receptor activity. Gene Ontology annotation, cellular component: membrane. Bases 1069 to 2637 code for a protein of 522 amino acids. Gene Ontology annotation, biological process: G protein-coupled glutamate receptor signaling pathway; regulation of synaptic transmission, glutamatergic. Lineage: Eukaryota; Metazoa; Arthropoda; Insecta; Lepidoptera; Pieridae.
GCCCAUCUGCGUGAUCUUCAUCUGUAUCCGUUUAAUGCUUUUAGGUACUAGCCUGUUAUAUAAUAUGAUUUUUUUUAAAUUAAAAUGAUUCAUACAUAUCACUGUCCAAUAUUUACAGAUAAUAAUACGUUACAGAAUUGGUUUGGAUUAGUAAUAACUUGAAGCCUAUCACGCAAAACCAGUUGUAUGACAGCUGUGUUAUUAAGUCUUGAAUGACUUUUUAGCACUCUGUAGACUGAAUACCAUACUUGUAUUCUCAUGCUACUUAUUAUAAUUGCUUUCCAUCAUUCCAAAAAAGGAGGUAAUGAAUAUCGUGUGAUGGGUGAUUUUCUUCUAUCGUGGGAGGAAAUGGAUGAAUUACUCCGUGGCUUGGCGAUUGCUAAAGACAUCUUAUCGUGUCGUGAACUAUAGGGAAUGACGCUGAGUCAUAUAUUUCAAGAAAUGAAGCGUGACAAAGACGAGAGCGCAGUAAACACUUGAAUAAAAAGCAAUGAAGCAUAACGCGAAAGUGGCGUUGCCUCUACAAAACUUCAACUGCCUUUAGUUUUUCUUACGCAUCGCUCGCGUUUCAUAUAGUGUGGUCAUUCAUGCUAAAAAGCAGGAACCAAUCCAUAAAAUCUAUUAAAACCUUGAAAAUGUCAGACCGACACUUGGUACUUUAUUCACCAAUGAUUACUAGGUUGGUGCAUUCUUUUCGUUCUAUAGGAAUUCCAUCUUUACCUCAUAUUAAAAUGAUCAAGUGAGCCGCCCACUAAUUUAGCAGAUUUUGUUUUACGUCUUAUUUGCAGUCAAGUUUGUGUUAUAAUAUGAAACCGGUGCGGCGUCUGGCAACGUGCAUCCGACACGCAUCACGAGCCAAAAUCAUCCAGUGCGCCUUCGCUCCUCGCGGCAUUUGUACGCAUGGAGACACAACUCUCGCGAGAGCCGUAACAUAACAUGAAAACAACCAACCUAUUAGUGUUGUGACAAUCGUUUUGCUUCUCAAGUAAACUUUUCCGGCGACACUUGAAGCCCGAAGACAGAUGUCUGUACUGCGAGACUUGGGUAGCUGAGGGCCGGCGUGGCCUUAUGGAAGGACCGGCGCUACCUACACUGCUUCUUAUAGCGGUGCUUCAACUAGCCGUCACUAACUCAGCUCGGUUUGGUGACCGCCUCGCCCCUAGGAAGCCCGCGCCCUACUCUCCUCGAAAUUCAAAUCCAGGACAAACUUUUGCACAAAACGAAGAAGCCACUUACGAUCAAGACUUUGAUAAGCAAAUACUAGCUUUUGAAUAUGACGAGCCCAAACUGGAAACGGAAGCUCCCCAUCGACGUCCCGCUCGGACGGAAGCGCAUCGCUUGGAAAUGAGUACCGAAUACUUCGUGAUACCGGAAAAGAUGUCGACGUCAUCUUCAACUUCAGUUCCUCAACGCCCAAAAGUCAUUGCCACAGCGCGGCCGAACAACAUGACCAUGCCGGCCAUAAAGGUCGCAAAUUUGACGGCUUUAAGACUUGAACCGUGGGCUGUUCCCAUUUUAGCGUUAGCGAGCGUCAUCAUGAUAAUUAUUUGCGGCUUCGAGGCUUUCGUUAUUUGGGGGGCCAGUCGCAAAGCGCCGAGCCACAGACAUUUGCUCUUAGGACAGACGCUGCUCUUCGGGCUCUUUCUGUGCGCAGGCACCGCAGCCUUGUACGUCGCAUCGCCCACGACCUUCACUUGCGGGGCUGUACGUUUUGCGACCGGAGUGGCAUACGUGAUUGUGUUCGUGACAUUAUUAGUGAAAUGUGUAUUUCUGUUAAGUCUAAACGGCGGCGUAUACCUCCCCGCCGCUUAUCAAGGACUUUUGUUAUUUUUUGCCAUCAUGAUACAGGUCGCCAUAGGGGCGCAGUGGCUGGGCGGAUCGCCACCGCGAGUGGCGCCGAGUGGGAUGAGGUGUCAGACGGCGUUGUCUGAUCUGUUACUAUCUUUGUGUUACGCCGCAUUUCUAAUAGCCGUGGUGUGCGGGGUCGCACUUCGCUCGCGCGGCAUUCGGGACAACUAUCGCGAAGCCACGCACAUUGCAGCCGCGAGUGGCGCUACGGCUGCUGUGUGGGUGUGCUGGGUUGCGGCAGCUCUCGGGGCUCCCGACCAGCACAAAGACGCGUGCGUGGCGGCGGGAUUACUUGCUACGUGCGCCGUAGUGUUCGCUCUCAUGUUCGCUCCGAAAGGUCGCCGCUUGGCCGCCCUGGGCCGAGAGGGCCGCUGGGACGCCGACCGCGAAGAAGGCCUCAGCUCCCUGGGCGCAGGUGGUUCCGGUUAUUCGCCUUCGUUCUUUCACUUCAAGCCGGUUAAGUACGGCAUGGUUUCGGCGGCGGCGCCGGCGAUGGCUUCAUCGAUCUCGGAUCGCAAGGAGCCCCCAGCUCAGCAAGCCGAUCCGUUCGGCAUCUUCGUGGCCUCGCACCAUCACAGACGCACCGCGUGCGCCCCGCACUAUCCCAUGCACCUAUUAACGCACUAUAACUUCAAUAACUACCCGCCCUAUCACUACAUGUUACCACCAGGCGUGAUGAUGCGCGCAGAAGAGGCCAACGUGUACACGAGCGUGGAGCCGACCUUCAGCAGCAAUCCCAACGUGUUCUUCCAACGCACGGACCCUUUGCACGUCGGCAUGAUGUACUGAAUACUGAGCCCCGCGCAAUCACGCGUUCCCGCGGGAACACUGACAUUUGACGGAGAAAUUUAUGAAUGUUUGAUCUAUAGAUCGAUAGCAUUGUGUGACAUAAAGAAGCUGCUUCUUAAUCAAUUUCAGAAGUUAGUUUUAAUUUAUUGGUUAACAAUCUUUUAUACUUUAAAAUUCAUUUUUAAUAUGUGGUAGACAUAGUUUUUUCCUUUACUUACUUCUAAAAUACUACUUAAUGCUCAAAUAGGAUAAUAUAAAAUAAAUAUUUGUGAUGAUGUAUGGUACUUAGCCCACCCCGACUGAAAAAUUACAAUUUUGAAGUAAAUAAUUGUGCUUUUGUGAGUUUUGUAAAUAAA